UUUGUGGCAGCCCAGUGACAGGCAGGAGGCCAGGGCGCCCGGUCCUGCCACUUCAGUGGCCAUGGUGUCCAGGGACCAGGCUCCCCGGGGCCCCAGGUACGUGGGCCUCUGGGACUUCGAGGCCCGGACAGAUGAGGAGCUAAGCUUCCGGGCAGGGGACCUGUUCCAGGUGGCCAGGAAGGAGGAGGAGUGGUGGUGGGCCACCCGGCUGGACGCGGAGGGCGGGGCCCUGGCCGAGGGUUACGUGCCCUACAACUACCUGGCUGAGGAGGAGACGGUGGAGUCAGAGCCGUGGUUCUUCGGCCACAUCUCCCGCUCAGAGGCCCUGCACCGGCUGCAGGCCGAGGGCAACGAGCCGGGGGCCUUCCUGGUCCGGGUCAGCGAGAAGCCGGGCGCCGACUACGUCCUCUCGGUGCGGGACCGGGAGACGGUGCGGCACUACAAGGUGUGGAGGCGCGCUGGCCGGCUGCACCUCAACGAGGCCGUGUCCUUCCCCAGCCUGGCGGAGCUCGUGGACCACCACCGGGCCCACAGCCUGUCGCACGGCCUGCGGCUGGCCCUGCCCUGCUGGAAGCACGAGCCGGAGCCCCUGCCCCACUGUGCGGACUGGGAGCGGCCGCGGGAGGAGUUCACGCUCUGCAGGAAGCUGGGGUCUGGCUACUUUGGGGAGGUGUUCGAAGGGCUCUGGAAGGACCAGGUCCGAGUGGCCAUUAAGGUGAUAGCCCGAGACGACCUGCGGCACCAGCACGCGUUCCAGUCGGAGGUGCAGGCCAUGAAGAAGCUGCGGCACAAGCACAUCCUGGCGCUGUACGCCGUGGCGUCCGUGGGGGACCCCGUGUACAUCAUCACGGAGCUCAUGGCCAAGGGCAGCCUGCUGGAGCUCCUGCGGGAGUCCGAGGAGGCGGAGCUGCCCGUGCUGGAGCUGCUGGACAUCGCCGAGCAGGUGGCCCAGGGCAUGUGCUACCUGGAGUCGCAGAACUUCAUCCACCGGGACCUGGCGGCCAGGAACAUCCUCGUGGGGGAGAACAACGUGUGCAAAGUGGGCGACUUCGGGCUGGCCAGGCUCGUCCAGGAGGACAUCUACCUCUCGCGUGACCGCAACGUCCCCUACAAGUGGACAGCCCCCGAGGCGCUCUCCCAGGGCCUCUACUCCAUCAAGUCUGAUGUCUGGUCCUUUGGGGUGCUCCUCCACGAGAUUUUCAGCAGGGGGCAGGUGCCCUACCCAGGCAUGUCCAACCACGAGGCCUUCCUGAGGGUGGACGCGGGCUACCGCAUGCCCUGCCCCCCGGAGUGCCCCCCCACCACGUACAAGCUGAUGCUCUCCUGCUGGCACAGGGACCCGGGGCAGAGGCCCUGCUUCAGAGCUCUGCAGGAGAAGCUCUCCAGCUUCACCAGGUACGAGAACCCCGUCUGAGGGACCGCCCUGCCCGGCGCAGAAGACCCCCUCACGGUCUGGAGCCUAGGCCACCCCUUCUGAGACCCCAGGACCAGGAGCGUGCCGGGCCCCCCCCCCCACCAUUGACUGCAAGUCUGGAGCAGGGCCAGCCUCUCCCCAACGGGAGUGGAACUGUCCCCGGCUGCAACCCCAGCCCCCAGCUCCACCAGGACCAGGGCGGGCCCUCUGGGACAGUCCGUGGUGCAGACCGGGCCCCGGUCUCCCCAGCACCCAGCAGACAGGGCAGUCUGGACACACGUGGGGUAGGCAGAACCGCUGCCACUCGAUGAACACACAGGGACUGCAGCACGGAGUGGGGGCGGGAGCUCUUUUGAGGGCCCACUGAGCUGCCCUCCCCUGGCCACUGGAGGCCGGGGGACCCAAGGCAGGUAGAUGGCCCCACCGCUCUUCUCAGCUCCCCGAGUCGGACUGUGCCCAACGCCAAGCUGCCCACGAGUGGAAGGCCCCCUCUGAAGCACCCCUCCCCCUACCCUCUGCCUUGGCUCUGGGUGCCUGGGGCCCCGACAAGGGGCUGUAAGUGACACCUCAGUAAGACUGCCCAGGGCUUGCCCCACACAGGCUGGGGCAGCCUUUGUCCUCCCCACCCUCCAUGGCGCUGAGGGACCUCAUCAAGGUCCUUUAAGGGGCACAGCUCCCCUCAGCUGACAGCUCCGAAGCCCACAGCCAGAGGUCCAGCCUGCCUCCCAGAGGCCAAGGGGCCAGGGGCUGUGUCCUACAGACAACAGGACCUCGGGGGCAGCUCUUGGACCACUGGCUCCCAGGCACCCCACCCUCCUCACCAGAACCGCUCCCGAGGGUGGAGGACCUGGCCCGCCUCAGAGCAGAUCCCCAGCAAGGCCCAGGGCAAGGGGCCAGUCCCACCCUCGGCUGGACGAUGUCUCCCACAGCUUGGGACACACAAGUCGGGGUGCCACCAGGGGCGCUGCCUGCUCAUUGUUUAUUUCCCACUUGGUGCAAGGCACAUGGUUACAGGGACGGCAGGGAGGCUCGCGUGUGGCUUGGGUAAUAAAGAGCACGACUCUCUCAACUUC
Messenger RNA from Phyllostomus hastatus (greater spear-nosed bat), 2487 nucleotides. RefSeq names its product protein tyrosine kinase 6 (gene PTK6). NCBI's taxonomy places the organism in Eukaryota, Metazoa, Chordata, Mammalia, Chiroptera, Phyllostomidae. Gene Ontology annotation, biological process: protein phosphorylation; innate immune response; cell differentiation. Bases 62 to 1414 code for a protein of 450 amino acids. The record is from RefSeq and is a predicted model, not a curated record. Gene Ontology annotation, molecular function: non-membrane spanning protein tyrosine kinase activity; ATP binding; signaling receptor binding. The transcript has 8 exons. Gene Ontology annotation, cellular component: extrinsic component of cytoplasmic side of plasma membrane.